Teleopsis dalmanni is the source of this 854-nucleotide messenger RNA. RefSeq lists its product as uncharacterized. The record is from RefSeq and is a predicted model, not a curated record. Gene Ontology annotation, molecular function: proteasome binding. The transcript has 3 exons. Lineage: Eukaryota; Metazoa; Arthropoda; Insecta; Diptera; Diopsidae. Gene Ontology annotation, biological process: proteasome core complex assembly. Gene Ontology annotation, cellular component: endoplasmic reticulum. Bases 104 to 799 code for a protein of 231 amino acids.
CCAAUGACAUUUCUUCUGCGGUUUCAAUGACUAGUAAAAAUAAUUUAUUUGUAAGACUUUAAAGUGUUCCUCCGUUACUCUUAUAAUUUGAUAUAUAUUCAAUAUGAGUUGUUUGAUGGAUUUCGGAGAAGUUAAUAUACCAUCAUCCAGUGCUUAUUGGGAUUGUGAUGAAGAUGAACCGGCACAGGAAAAUACCACAAAAUUACAAUUAACAUUUGAAGCUGGCCAGCCAGAGAAAGCAGUAGAUAGUCAAUUGUUUCUUAUAGUUGAAGGUUUGGAUGCAGUUAAACUUAUUGAAAGUGUCUUACUUGACACAACCGAAAAGAUUUGCUCAAUACCGACCGUGGAAAGUAAAUCAUGGCUUUACAAAUUAAAAGAGAAAAAUAUUCUAGUUGCUGCAUUGGAGAAAGAUCUCACAAAUAGUGGCGAAAUUACUGAACUACUGCUGCCAUAUGCACAAAAAGCACAACAGGUGGUCACACUAACUAUAACAAAUAAAAUUUACUACAAAAGUGAGGAUUUAGGCGAUAUUAGCAAAGAAUCAUCUUUGUUAGGUAUUAAUUCGAAACUGCAAGGUAUAGAGGAGUUACAGCCACCUAACUUUAUAACUGGAGUGGUUGCUGGCAUUGCAUCUUGGUGCAGUAACAAAUCGCUUGCAGUGAGUUCAUAUGUUGCGUAUACACACAAAGGAAAGGUGGACGUCGUUUCAGUUGAACCAAUCGCAAAAUUACUGCAACAAUUGGGUUUAUCGUGCAGCACUUUCUAUAAUUUUACGGAUGUAUCUUCAUGUUAUUCCUAAUAAUAUUCCAAAAUUGGUGGUGGUACACAAUAGAAACCGUGACUUUUAUUUUUGG